Molecule: messenger RNA, 497 nt
Organism: Loa loa (African eye worm)
Lineage: Eukaryota; Metazoa; Nematoda; Chromadorea; Rhabditida; Onchocercidae
Exons: 2
Coding region: 54-497 (147 amino acids)
Source: RefSeq, a predicted model, not a curated record
AAAAGAAGAAGAAGAAGAAGAGGAAAAAGAAUCAUAGCAAAAAAAGGAAUAAAAUGAGUGAUGAAUGUUGUUAUGUUUGUAAUGAAUGUCCAAAUUCGUAUGCAACAUUGGAUGACUUGGAACGACACAUGGAACAAAUGCAUGCUGGAAUAUUUCGUUCUGAUACGGUUACAACAAAUGGUACAACAGCAACAACAACAGCAACAACAGCAACAACAACAACAACAACAACAACAUUACUAAUACCAAAAUCAGAAACAGAUGAUGAUGAUGGACAAUAUUGUUUAAAAAAUGAUACAGAUGAACAAAAAAUGGAUACGAUGGAGCAUGAUGGUGAAAGUGGUGGUAAUUCACCAAGUAGCUCGGAUUUAUCAAAUUUUGAUAAUACAAUGGAUAGUAUAAAUUAUAAUUUGGAUGAAAGCACAAAUGAUGAAGGUUGUAAAACAUUUGGUUGUCGAUUUUGUCCAAAAUUAUUCCACGAACGAUCACAGGUUUGA